Messenger RNA from Harpegnathos saltator (Jerdon's jumping ant), 8895 nucleotides. It is a transcript of the gene OtopLa, whose product is annotated as proton channel otopetrin-like a. Lineage: Eukaryota; Metazoa; Arthropoda; Insecta; Hymenoptera; Formicidae. Gene Ontology annotation, biological process: proton transmembrane transport. The transcript has 8 exons. Gene Ontology annotation, molecular function: proton channel activity. The coding region runs from base 1567 to 3951 and encodes 794 amino acids. Gene Ontology annotation, cellular component: membrane. The record is from RefSeq and is a predicted model, not a curated record.
AGAUCUACGAGGUUAUUUGCAAAAUCCCGCGGAGCUUUUUCUUCAGGCUCACCUAACCUGCAAACACACGGCGGUAGGAGUCGCAGCUCGUCUGCCGUAUAUCGCGCGUGAUGACUGGUCAAUCUUCUUUCGUCGAUGACUCAAAAAUACACGUGGUUGUUCGCUAAAUGUCAGAAGAAUUUUUUUUAUUUAGCCUGACCUAAUCUACGCGUACACGAGAAGUUUACAUGCCGUCGUCCGACACCCUGUAUGUACACACACACAUGCACACGUGUAUAUAUAGACUAUCGAUUGCACCGCCUAACCUUUAAGCGAGAAAAAGAGCGUGAUAAGGAUGAAGCCAGGUAACUCCGCCCGAGAUGUUCCAGCGGCAGUCAUGCUCGUCGAUUAAAAGCGAAUGCACCAGGUCAACUGUUACCGAAGAUCGACCCCUUUGUUAUCGCGUUCCCGGUAACAGUCGCGCCGCUCGUUCCAAGAUCAAGCAGUGUGCUCGAAACGGAAGUUUUCCGAAAUUCCGACGUCCAAUCGCGAAGUUCGCACGCUUCAAAUAAUUCUCGCCCCUGUACUCUGCAGAUAUACUGUUCGACCGAAGUUGGUAACAUUUGAAGUAAAAUUGUAACGUAUCUACAGGCGACAUGAAAAAUGUCGUCCCUGCGUUUCAGACGAGCAGUCUCUCGUCCCUAUAAUAAAUAGUGAUUAAUAAUUAAAUUAUAGUACUUCUGUUUCAUGAACGAACGAUGCGUUCAGUGAGUGAAGCGGCUUCGAGUGAAUUUGUUUAUCGACUCUGUUCGUGUGACGAGGAGUUGUUCGUGUGAUACGUGAACUUGAAAUUUUUCAUUUGAAAUUUUCAGUCCUCGAGUCCACUUUAAUCUAACGACUGAACUAAUUACUUUGCCUUUCUAAUUUACUUGAUCGCGCAGUCUCAAUUUAAUUAAGGCUUUUAAUUGGGGCGAUAGAUUAAACAGUCGUCGUGUAAUUCGAGCCUGCACGGAGCUCGGUCAAGUUUUAUUAUAAACAAUCGUCCAGUCGAUAGUGGCCGUCGCUAAAAACACACCCGUGAGUAUAAUACGCGCAGCGCAGGCUAAAUGAGAAUAUCGGGUAGGGAGAGUUAUAUUCGGUGAAAACAAUGAAAAUUCGAUGAGUUCGAACGUCAUAAUAAGCGAAAGACGGGAAUAGAAAUAGCUCAGUUGGCCUGCGAGCGAAUCGACUUGCGGGCGCAACAGUCGGCGUUCGUUGACAAUCGAAAUAGGACGCGAUGUAGGUUACGUGUGAAGAACGCCCAGUAACAAGAAAUAACAAAGGGAUCGGAUCAAAAAAGAUUGAUUAAUUAACACUGUCGAAGCAAAUGCGGUAAUGUGCAACGGAGUGUCGUGAAGGGAACCGUUUAAGAACGAAACCACGAUCGCGCACGCGGGACGGAAGAUUAAAAGUUUCACGUGUGAGUAAACGCAAAUAAUAAGUAAACAAAUGAACGUACGGACAAACUCGUUGGAAACGAGGCAGUGAAAGAAUUCAAGGACACACUUAAAGUUACCUCAGCGUGCCACGUUUCCGGUAAAGAUCGUCAUGGAGAUUGAGGUUGUACCGUUCGUCGACAAAUAUAGUGCAGGCAGAAAGGACACGCUACCGCAGCGGAGUAGCAGGGUGCAAAUUGUCCAGAGAAAACGAACGUCGCUCUUCAUCAUCAUGAGCUUCAUUUACGCGAAGCUGCUUGUGGUCGUGUGCAUCGCCUACGUAAUAAGCGAAGUUGUGACACACAAGCUACCCCUCUACUAUUACGAGGGAUUCUUCACGUACCUGUACGGCAUGAGUAUCGUGUUCCUGUUGUACGUUUUUUGCUUUCUCCUGCAAGAAAGCGCCUGCUGCGCCAGAGGCAGCGACACACCGCCUCCGCCGCCGAGGCCGCCCAAAGCCGGCUGGGUGCCGAAGGAGCCCAAGGAUAAGAUCAAGAAGAAGGAUAAAAAAGAGAAGGAUCAAAAACCCCCGAAGAACAAGAAGGAAACCCAGGAUGCAGCCGAUGUCGAGGCCGGCGUGGCCACGCGGGCUCUGCGGAAACGAAAAACUUCACAGAACGAUCACAGUCACGGGAGCUUUUUCCUCAGAAUCGGCGCGAUAGCCUUCGGACUGGGUACCAUGGUAUACAACGGUCUGGAAUUCGGCGCGUUCUUCGAGGUGCCGCCCACAUCACCUUGCUAUCAGAUAUUACAGGGUGUCAACCCGGUACUCCAAAUGAUCUUCACCUUCAUGCAGAUGUACUUCAUCUUCAUGAACUCCCGAUUGAACAUCCACCGCUUCAAAGUCAUCGCCCGCUUCGGCCUGAUGCAUGUGGUCGCGACCAAUCUCUGCGUAUGGAUACGAACUCUGGUUCUGGAGAGUCUCAAGGAGAUCACUCAGUACCACAAAAAACUGGGUCAGGUUCAGGCGGGGAUCUUGGAGAGCAUUAAGCAACAUUCAAUGCGAAACGCCGGGGCGAUAUUGGGUACUGAGCCGCGCGAUAUGGCACAGUUACGAGAGGCACCUCUCACCGCCUCCUCGAGAUCGACAACCAUCGGGCCGAUGACCACCACCAGCACGACCGUGGCUGCUUUGGGUCGUGUGAUGAGAACAACAGCGAGAUCAAUCGCAGACGUAGUCACCACACCGACGUCCACGAGCACCACUUGGACGACCCCGUCGACGACGACACCAUCGACGACCACUUUCACGCUACCCAACCUGACAACCAGCACGGCAACGACCCUGUCUACUCUUCUGACCACGUUCACGCCGACGACGACCACCACCAGCACAACCACCGAAAGGAUAACCACCAUCCCGACUACAACGACCACUACAACCACCACCACCACCGCCAUGCCGACUACCAGCACUUUCUCGUCGCUCAUUAUGGAGCUGAUGAAUGCGCCGCAAGCUGACAUGGAUAACCAAGUCCCUCAGAUCUUCGACGUGAGCAACCUGACGAACAGCAGCGAAUUCUGGAGUCCGAACUUGGGCAUCUACGCGGAAGCCUUAACGGAGGACGGUACAGUGUCCAAUUCGUGCGGACGCGUCAAUAUCAUGGGCACCAUCGUCCAGGACGCUGCACCGUAUUUGUUCCCGUUCAUAAUCGAGUACAGUCUGAUCGGAGCUGCUGUAAUAUACGUCAUGUGGAAACACAUCGGUCGACAUUCCCGUUGGCCUCAUCAGGCCGAGGCGGACCUCGAGCGUCGUCUGGAAGCUAUGCUAUCCAGAAGAGCCGUCGCUCUCGCCCAUGCAGGUCACGCUAGAGUCGACUGCGUGGGGGCGAGCAAGGGUCUCUUCUUCGGGCUGCUGCUGCUGGUGGGCUCUCUCAUAUGCUUGAUACUCUUCUUCGUAUUAAUCCAUCAUCCGGAGCUCGGCUUGCUCGCAAUUUACCUCGCGGAUGUCUCGCAUUGUGUCCUGAUGGCGCUGUCGAUCGUCGCCAUUAUCGUCGGCUUCAUCCGCGUGCAGAGCCUCAAGUUCAAAGCUGAGGAGCAGAGCGACCUGAACGACAUCCUCCUGCGCGUCUCCGCCUUCGGCCUCUUCGUCUACGCGGUUUUCAGCGUGAUCGCCGGCUCUUUGGCAGCGUUCACGCACGAGCCGAAUUUGCUAGUAAUGGUAACAGGAUUGCUGUCGGUCGCCCAAGUAGUGUUGCAAAUGUUGUUCAUCGCUGACGUGUCGCGCAGGAGAGUCCACCUGCCGGAACACGACCGCAGCAAGCCUGGCAGGCAGGUCGUCACGUUCCUGCUGAUCUGCAACGUGACCAUGUGGGUGAUUUAUACGUUCGAGACUCAGAAGGUCAUCGCCAAUCCGGUGCAGCUCGACUUCUACGGCUUCCUCGCCUGGGCGAUCGUGCAGAGGGUCACCUUGCCGCUGUGCAUCUUUCAUAGGUUUCAUAGUGCCGUGACGUUCGCAGAGAUCUGGAAGACCAGCUACAAGGCGCGUCUGGAGUAGACGAACACGGAGAAUCGUCUCGUUAUGGUCAAUCGUCCGGAAUGGUCGUCGGUUGGAGACAGAGAGAGAGAGAGAGAGAGAAACAGAGAGAGAGAGAGAGAGAGAGAGAGAGAGAGAGAGAGAGAGAGAGAGAGAGAGAAAGAAGAGAACGAGCGAGCGGGUGGUCGCUAGGUGCUCGACGAUCUCGAUCGCGUACAUCGAUUUCGGGUCUUGGUAAGGAGGCGAAUGAGUCGAAGAGUGACGGCGAGAUAGCUCGUUAGAUGGGAGAACUGGCGAGGCAGAGAGCGGGUCGAAACCGGAAUAAUCAAACGUAUAUAGAAUAGCGUGCUCGACAUACCCGUUAUGCACGAAUGAAGAAGAUAGAUUGAUACCCAAGUCGUUGAUAAUUGUUAAGAAUUGGAAUUCCCAAGAAUCCAAGUUGCAAGUCGGAGAUUUAUCUAGUUGAAGCACCCUCUAUCCGAAGAAAGACACUUGAGCGAUACGAUCAAAGUGUCGAUCUUGAGCAUCCUCGAAGAGGAACUUUAAGCGGUUAAAUGGAACCAGACACGACAUCGUGUCGAGUCACACGGAUUCUUCUUCUUUCUUUCGUCCUUUCUUCUUCUACUUCUACUACCCUCUUCGCUCGGUUCCGCGUGGUACAUCUACAUCUCCUCUUUCUUCUUCAUCUUUUCUUCCCCCCUCUUGAUCUUUUCUUCUCCUUUUCAUUGCGUUGUUGUCUUAGCGUUGGUCGGUAAGGUCGGCGCGAGGAGGUUACGGACGACCAAUGACGUCUGGACGAUCGACGACCCCGUGAAGGAAUCUGACCGAUCGGGCACAGGCUUUCGCCGAUUUCGGCGCGGACGAAGCACAAAAAGCGACAGAGUUCUUAAAGUUUUCACGAAAUCGCAUUUCCUUUCACCGCGUUUCUCACACUUCAACACGCGAUCUCUACAUACUGCCGCCAAAUUUUCUACUUUUAUAUGUAUACAUUAUACAACACAUAUAUGUACCUUCGCCCCCGCCCCUCCCCAUCACGCAUCACGAGCAUCGUAGGCAAUUCGGUUCAUUCGCGCGGGAAUACUUGCAUUGAUCCAAGAAGAAACCAAUUAUAUUCGGCGUUUUCUUGUAUUUCGCUCAUUACGGAUAUAUCGGAUCGCUGUGAUAUGCUUUUUGCGGAGACCUCGGUGUCGGCAUUGGCGACGAAUCUUCUCCUUUACAUUCGUACGUUCACGACGUUUGACUGACUGUUUCGUAUUUUUAUAAGUCGUCGAUAUUGUCGAUAGUAGACACGAGAUUAGCUUUUAAGUUGUCUUCACCGCAUUUGGUUCGCACUCUCCGGUAUCUCACGAGACGUUCAUCGAUCCAGAGCUGGAGCUCGUCGUGUCGAACGAUCACCGACCGGUCCGUGCCGACGUCGGCCGAACGGACGACUUCGUUUCUCCGUCGAGAUCAUUCUUAUGAUUAGUCACACACACACACACACACACAUAUACGCACAUGCAUAUACAGCAUAUACGAUGAAGUCUCCCUCCUUAAUUAUCUCUAUUUACAUCGCGAUACAGCGCGGCACAGUCACCGAGAGUGAAAACGAACGAAACUGUAAUAAGAGCGGCGUACUUCGCGGUCGAAGUCCAGCCAAACGAAUCUCUAUGGAGACUCAACAUCCAAAUUUAAUAUAAGUACAUAUAUAUACAGGAUGUUUAAAAAAGAGGGCUGAAGAUCCUAAAGGCAGAUAGUACUCACAAAAUGGAGGAAAAAAGUCCUAACAAAACAUGGGCCGAAAAAUGAAUAUUGUCGGAGUUAUGAAUAAUUAUUUAUUUUAAUAAAGGCAAGUGAUUUACUUGCUUCUGGUGCUUACACAAUUUACAGAAGAUUUUCAUGACCUCCUCCGAUUUCUACGCGCGUUUCACAUCUACCAUAGAAUUGCGAAAUCUUUCAAAAAUUCCCGACUUUGUUUUAAUUUAACAGGUAUUUUAUAUUCAUUGAUAUAAUUCGCUUAACAUUUAAAUAGGUCCUUCGGUGAAAGAUGGAUUAGAUGGGGUGAACCAGUUUCAUGGCUCUCCUGAUUUUAACUUCCGGGAGUUUCUUUUAUGGGGAUUUCUUAAGAACAUGGUAUACUUUUUACCGAUAAAUGACGUGGACAAAUUAUAUUAGAAAAUACAAGAUGCCUGUCAAAUAAGUAGAUAUAAUAAUUAGAACAAAGUAGGAAAUUUUUUAAAGAGUUCGCAAUUUUGUGGUACGAAGAUGUGAAGCGUAUGUAAAGAGAGAAGAGGACAUGCAGAACAUUUUGUGUAAACUUUGUAAACACCAGAAGCGAGUAGGUCGCUUGCUUUAACAAAAAUAAAUAAUUGUUCAUAACUCCGACAGUAUUAAUUUUUCGAUCCAUGAGGACUUUCUUCCUCCAUUUUUCUACCUAUCCUUAAAGUUAUAAACCCUGUUUUUCAAACACCUUGUAUACGUAUAUAAUAUAAUAUAUAUAUAUGUGUGUAUCAUUUCGCGGCACCCGUUCAGAGUGCAUUUCGCGGACUCUUCGAGAGAUCUCCGUCUCGUCGUUUCUCGCUGCGUGCCGCAGAGUACAAAAAUCGUUUCUCGAACCUUUUCGAACCCCUUUACUUACGAUUUUUACACGUUCGCUCUCAUUGAACGCAUGUCGUCGUAGACUCGCGUCUGUCGCGACCAGCUAUCGGCUGUCGAUCCCCUGACGACCAACGAAGCAGCAGAUCGCGUUCGAAUGCGACACGAGCGAUUGUAUAUAGAGAACAAAGUAGAAUGUAUUUUUGUUUCAAGUUCGCCGGAAACUCCUCGAAUACUGUACGCUCGUAGGAGCGUAUACUCGGUUUCAACACAGUUUGAGCGCUUCCAAAGUAGCGAAAACUUCUAAGCGAUGUCUUAAGCUUCUCAGGGACGAAUUUGUUCAAAAGAAAGAGUUUAUUUAAUUUUAAAACAAAGUUGGGACAUGAGACGUAUGUCAGUCCUGUGACAAGAUUCCCUCUUUCGUUUAGACUUCUGUAGGAAAUAUUUAUCUAUUGCACGGUUCGUUAUAUGUAACAUUUUCGACAAUUAAAACAAUGUUUUAAACAAUGACUGAUAUUGUCGAUACUAGAGGAAGUUUGAAUUAAAAUAGCAAAAUUGAGUAUUUAAACGUACGAGUGUUGCAUCAACAUACAGGUCAGUACGACGGGUUGUCUACUCGUUUCGUUGGCAGGCGCAUGUGGUCUCUCAAUACGGCCUUAGUGAUACCUAUAUCAAGUUAACCCAAAUCGAAAAUAAAAUUUUCGACGAGGUUUCGGCACCUGUCCGGUAAAUUUCGUGGAACAGUAUUGCAAGACUGAUAUAAAUGCGUAGCUUGCUGGUACCUGGUUAUGGCCCACUUAGAACUUUCAGGAGGAAUGGACAAUGCGGGAUGGUUUUAUUUUCAAGUGACAUCUGUUAAUCAUAUGAUGACGUUUACACUUUUCUUUUCUUUUUUGAAAUUUUGUGCUAUCCACAGUAAUGUUAGUUAUAUCUUUGUAGACAAUGUCUGAAUUAAAGCUGAAAGAUUAAACGUGUCUGAACGUUCACAUACGUUAUUGGUAGUCAUGAAGAGAAGUUAAAAACGCUUAAAAGUAUCUAGAUGAUAUCUGAAAAAAUAGAACGUUUUUGAAACGUUCUUAAGAUGUCUUUAAGACGUUUUUGAAAAAUUUUCGCUAUCUUUUUCUUGAUAUAUUUCGAAACGCGGUUGAUGUCCAACGGGAAAAUUUGUUUCUGUGUAAAAAGAACGUCCCAAGUUAGUAAUAGUGUCAGAAUUUUUGACAAUCGUACGCGUUUCCCUUAAUAAAUCAACCAGUACGGGUCCAAAUUUAUUAUAAACAUAUACUCUUAUUCUAAAUCUUAUAUAUUAUCAAUUAGAACAAGUUUCGAAUGAAAUUAAAAUCCUUAAUAAACACUGAAACAUCAUAAUUACAAGCAGACUGCUAAUGGCAAUAAUUCGGACAGUUACUCUCCGACAUUAUAGAAUAUUAAAAUCUAUGCAAUAUAUUCCUUAAAGUAUCUCAGGACUGAACUAUUAAUAUGAAAAAACAAAACUAAAUCGUCGUGUCACUGAAUGGCACUUUAGACAUUUUUAAUAAAAAGUGUUGUAAGUAAAUUAGAAGCUCUUCAUAAAUGAAACAAAAUAAAAUACGACUGACAUCCGAAACGUCCAUAAUUUUCAAGAGAAUCAAUUUGGUGUACUUAACUCGAUAUGCGUAUUGUUAGUUUAUUAACUUCCACGAUGAACACUCACUUGAUCACUAAUUGGGAAUUCCCAGUAGACGAGUCCUUCAUUGGACAUCACCUGCGUACUGCUUUCCUUGUCGAAGGCGAGAAAAACGUCCAAACUGUGUUGGAAGCAAGUGUACUUGCGAUCCUGAGCGGAAGUUACGCGGCUGUAAUUGCGUGUACUGAGGCGUAUACGUAUGCGAAAUAGUGGAUGCAGAAAGUCGGCAGUGACUUCGCGUGGAGAAAGGCCCGUUUUCAGCGGAGAAGGAGCCGUAUGUAAGCUCGCCUUUACCACUCUGCAUGAGACGUUCUACAUAUUUACGACGUCGUUCAAACACGCGGCCGGCGCGCGGACUUUCGAUGCGAACGGCUUAAUUCUUUGGGGGCGAUGAUGCAGCUUCGAGACGCGCGACUUCGAGACGACUUCGGACUCGCGUGAUCUACACAACGCUGUACCGCACAAUGGCUGCUGCCAUUUUGCGUGCGUUUCUAUACAUUGGUGCGAUGUGGUUUGAUUUGUGAACUGCAGUGCCUAAGUUUUUCUCACCUUGGUAGUUUCUUUUCCGGAGGCCCUGCGCCGAAAACCCAGCGCUGACCUCCUCGGCCCCUGAAAAAAUUAAGAGAACAUUCGGGGGCACGGUGGUAAAGUAAAAACAAGGUAACAAUAAAGCACAUACACGGACUGGGAGAUAGAAAGGGAACGAGAGAGAGAAAGAGAGAGAGAGA